Molecule: messenger RNA, 2519 nt
Organism: Chara braunii
Lineage: Eukaryota; Viridiplantae; Streptophyta; Charophyceae; Charales; Characeae
Source: the annotation of a GenBank genome assembly
UCUGUAAGUCUUAGAUUGAGUCAGUAGGUCUGUUAGUCAGGGGUUGGCGUCUACAUGGUGAGGUUUGGAACCUCUAACCUGGUUGUACACCUAUCACCAUGGUUGAGACCUGCACUGGGAAGGAGACUAAUCCCUACACCCUUGAGCAGCAAGCGAAGAUGGCCGCCAUAGUGAAAGAGAAUAAGGAGAGAAAAGAGCGUGAGAAGCAGGCGAAGCUAAAGGCUAUCGCAGAUGAGCGGGCGGCGAAGAUGAAGGAAGUGGAGGAGGAGAUGAAGAAGAAGGAGAAGGCUGCUGAAGAAGAAGCGACAACAGAAGAGGAAAAAGAAAGGAUGAGGAUUGAAAGCAGAGAAGGGAGCAGUGGCACGAAGAAGGACACAGACGCUGAGAUUGAGAAGAAGAUCAGCGAGUGGGUUGCUAACUUAUCGUUGGGGGAAGAUGAAGAGGCGGAGUCAUAUGUGACUGAGGAUGAGAAGGCCGCAUUGGCCACUGAGCUAGCAACCAUGAUGGAUCCUAUGGAGCGAAGAGAGAGGGAAGACGAGCAAAAGUUGCAGUGGAAGCUGAGAAUGAAGAGGGAGAAGAGGAGGAGGAGAGAAGAAGUGAAUAAGAUGACCGCAACAGUAGCGAAGGUGCAGGAAUGUAGAGCGGAGGUAUUGGCCCAGCCAGAUGAUAAGGCCAAGUGGGACAAGGUACUGGGGUACCUGGAAGUGCUGAGCAAGGCUUGGAUGGAGGAGCGCCAGGCUAGUUGGAGUCAGGAUGUAGCGUUGAGUGCCAUGCGGUCAGGAUUUAGGGAGUUUGCGCGCGAGAUCGUCACCCACAUUGGGGGCGACGUGAAACAGUUGAGGGACAACGUAGGGAAGUACUGCGAAGGCGCCAUUGAGGGUGCCAAAGCCAUAGCUGCUGCAGAGGGCGAAGGUAGACCCCGCAAAGAGCCUGUAAAGCUCAAGUUUCCAGACGCGUACGGGGGAAAGAAGGAGGAAAACUUUGAUAUCUGGGAGGCCAGUGUCAACAGUUAUAUCUAUUUGCAGCAUAUCCUAACUGAGGAGCAACUCCUCGUGGCCUUCCAGGCCCUGAAGGACGAAGCGGCUAGCUUCGCCAGGUCUCUCGCGCGCACAGCCGGUUGUGAAAACAACCUGGUUGCAUAUUCCAAAGUCACCCCUCUUUCCCAAUUCCUCCAGCUCCUCAAGGAGCGUUUCGUUGACCCAACGCGAGGCAUUAGAGCCUCUGACAAGCUGCAAACGAUCCACUCACGGCAGUGGAGGAGUGCCAAGGCACUCAAGAGUACCAUGGAUGACUUGGUAGCCGUCCCGGACCAUGGGGUCACUGAUCCCCAGUUGGUCCAGUUGUUUUAUCGUGCCAUUCCAGAGGCCCUACGCGGGCAUUUCUUUGACAAAUCUCAGCAGGCCGGCAUCACUUACGAUGCAUUGAGUAGAGAAGUCGUCCUGUAUGAGUCGAAGUCUAUGCCAGUUACCACUUUCUGGCAUAAGAACCUGGAGAAGGGGAAGAAGUGGAAGGAUCGUACCAUCUCGGGCCAAGUCAAGGCCAAGGAUCACUUGAUCCUGACAUUAGAGGAGGGUGGUACAGAAGAGGUCCCAUAUGAUCAGAUUGAGUGGGGCCUAGGGGAGGAGUACAGUUGUGUAGGGCAGGGGAGGUCUUACGCUGYUGUCGCGGCCGGAGGGAGGCCGCAAGGUAGAGGAGGGGGCCAGGGCCAAAGGGGCCAGGCCAUGGGAGGCCGAGGACCAGGCGCACAGGGGGUUGGCGGACAGGGAAACCGCCAAGCGGGAGGUAGGGGUCAAGGUCCCCCGUUAAAUCGCAGGGUAAUCGGUCCCCGCAGCGAGGAGGUGGAAGGGCACCUCAAGGAGGAUGACACCCAGGCUUGCGACAGGGCAGGCCCUGGGAAGAUCUGGGCUUGGACCAGCUUUUAUGGCAGGAACGCGUGAACAUGGGUCAGUGCGUGUUCUGUGGUGACCCGACGCACGUAAUUAAAUUUUUUCCAACGUAUAGACAGGCCCGUUGGGCUGCUCAGUCGUCAAAAGGCAGCCGCCAGUAGGGGUCGCAACUGCCCCUACUUCCAGGCCAUGUGGAGAAGUGAGCGCGCGCGAACAGGACACUCCCAACCCACAUGAGCCUAUGGCAGAGGUUGCAGGCCCGUGCCUAGGUAGCUGUCCAAAGACUGCUUGUGUUAGCGUCUCUUUAGGCACGUCCCUCACAGGUGUGGCAGAAGAGUUAAAGGAGAGAAUGCCAGCUUGGGCCAAAAUGAAAAGAGAGAGUAAGGGACAACUGAUUUUGGUAGAUGUAGAGGUGUUCAGAAGUAGAGUAGGGGCCCUUAUAGACUGAGGGGCUACGCGUAGUUACAUUAGUCGUAGGGCGUUGAAGAAGUUGAGGCUAGGACUAAAGGUCCAGAAGCUAAUAGACCCCAUAGUCAGUGUUCUCGCAGACAACCGCACGAUGCGCGUUGAGGACUACGUAGAGGGAGUCCAGGCGUACUUUCGCCUAGAGAAGAAUGAAAAAGUGGAGAAAGU